This is a messenger RNA of Miniopterus natalensis, 2479 nucleotides long. It is a transcript of the gene ACBD5, whose product is annotated as acyl-CoA binding domain containing 5. Gene Ontology annotation, cellular component: peroxisome; cytoplasm. The record is from RefSeq and is a predicted model, not a curated record. Gene Ontology annotation, molecular function: fatty-acyl-CoA binding. Gene Ontology annotation, biological process: pexophagy; fatty acid metabolic process. Lineage: Eukaryota; Metazoa; Chordata; Mammalia; Chiroptera; Miniopteridae.
GCGGGUGGGAGAACGGCUCCGCGACCACCGGUGGCCGGAGCCCCUCCACCUUCUGCUAGAGAUGGUCUUCCUCUCGUUGCAUGCAGGCUCCUGGGAAAGCUGGUGCUGCUGCUUCGUAAUUCCAGCCGACGGACCUUGGGACCCGGGCUGGCGCUGGCGGCUGGAGAUGGCGGACACAAGAUCCGUGCAUGAAACCAGGUUUCAGGCGGCGGUGAAGGUGAUCCAGAGUUUGCCGAAAAAUGGUUCAUUCCAGCCAACAAAUGAAAUGAUGCUCAAGUUCUAUAGCUUCUAUAAGCAGGCAACUGAAGGCCCCUGUAAACUAUCAAGACCUGGAUUCUGGGAUCCUGUUGGAAGAUAUAAAUGGAAUGCUUGGAGUUCAUUGGGUGAUAUGACCAAAGAGGAAGCCAUGAUUGCAUAUGUUGAAGAAAUGAAAAAGAUUCUUGAAACAAUGCCAAUGACUGAGAAAGUUGAAGAAUUGCUACAUGUCAUAGGUCCAUUUUAUGAAAUUGUAGAGGACAAAAAGAGUGGCAGAAGUUCUGAUUUAACUUCAGUCCGACUGGAGAAAAUCUCUAAAUACUUAGAAGGUCUUGGUAAUGUUCUAACUUCUCCUCCAAAUGCCAAAACUGUUAAUGGUAAAGCUGAAAGCAGUGAUAGUGGAGCUGAGUCUGAGGAAGAGGAGGCCCGAGAAGAAGUGAAAGGAGCAGAACAAAGUGAUAAUGAAAAGAUGAUGAAGAAAUCCACAGAGCACAAGAGUUUGGACAUCAUUGUUGCUAAUGGCUAUGAUAAAGACAGCUUUGUUCAGGAUGUACAGAACGAUAUCCAUGCCAGUUCUUCCCUGAGUGGCAGAAGCACUGAAGAAGUAAAGCCUGUAGAUCAAAACUUGGAGCAAACUGGAAAAACUGCUGUCUGUGCUCACCAAGAUAUAAAUGAUGAUCAUGUUGAAGAUGUUUCAGGAGUUCAGCAUUUGACAAGUGAUUCAGACAGUGAAGUUUACUGUGAUUCCAUGGAGCAACUUGGACAGGAAGAGUCUUUAGAUAGCUUUACAUCAAACAAUGGACCAUUUCGAUAUUACUUGGGUGGUGAUCCCAAUAAGCCCUUGGAAAAUUCUGGUUUUCCUGAAGAUGUUCAAAUUUUUCCUGGAAAUGGCAACAUUGGGGAGAUGCAGGUGGCAGCAGUCGAAGGAAAAGGUGAAGUAAAGCAUGGAGGAGAAGAUGGACGAAGUAACAGCGGCGCGCCACACCGUGAGAAACGGGGUGGGGAAAGUGAGGAAUUCUCUAAUGUCAGAAGAGGGAGAGGGCAUAGGAUGCAACAUUUGAGCGAAGGAGCCAAGGGUCAGCAAGUGGGAAGUGGAGGUGAUGGAGAGCGCUGGGGUUCAGACAGAGGGACAAGAGGCAGCCUCAAUGAGCAGAUUGCUCUUGUGAUCAUGCGACUUCAAGAGGACAUGCAGAAUGUCCUUCAGAGACUUCAUAAACUGGAAACACUAACAGCUUCGCAGGCAAAAUUGUCAACAUUACAGACUAGUAAUCUGCCUUCUUCACAGAGAUCAUCUUGGUGGCCCUUCGAGAUGUCUCCUGGUACAUUAACCUUUGCUAUCAUAUGGCCUUUUAUUGCCCAAUGGUUGGUGCAUUUAUAUUAUCAAAGAAGGAGAAGAAAACGGAACUGAAGAAAAUUUUAUUUCAACCAAGAAGACUACUGGGCCUGGAUGACCUUGGAAUGAAAUGGAUUGUGGAGCUCACAAGAAAAUCCUAGUUUGUGAUUAUUACAUUUCUUAUUGUUGUCCAAUAGUUUGGUUUGUGUACAUAUAUACAUAUAUAUAUUUUGCACUACACAAAUGAUAACAUUUUAAAGACUAACGUUGCUGAUACUUGAAUAAUCAAUCUCAACUAGGUUGUAAGUAGCACACAUAGAUUUACCCUACCCUUGAACUUGAAGGACAUUAAAUUAUUAAUUAUUGCUUGGUAACAUGUUUACCUGAUUAUCUCCCAUAGAGAAAUAUAAGCUGCUUAGGUACAGUUGUGACAAUGAGAUCAGAUUUAUAACUGGGUAUUUUUAAUUUUCUAAAUUAAAUAUGAGAAAGAAUGCAAAUCAGGAGUGAAUUUCAAAUUAGAUUAUAUUGACUUUCUAUCUUAGUCACUGAAUUGCUGUUUCAAGGAGUAGAAAACUUCUAUAAUCUUUGAUGGGUGUUCACAGCUCUGACUUUAGCGUUCAAACAACAUUAUUAUAAACUAGAGCCCAUUUAACAGGCUUAGUUUUUACAAAUGACUCACAGAAUAGACAUAACCUGCUGAUGGAAAAGGUGAAAAAUGGGCUUAAAAUAGGCUUGAAAGUUUAUUCUGAGCCUGUAGAUCAUUAAUAAGAUUUUUAUUAAAUCCUAUACAUUUAUUCCUUUGUAAUCAUUUGUCUUUUACUGAGGAUAUCUUGUUUCUGCUUCAUCAGGUGCUUUGAAAUAUAAAAUGAAAAAACUUAUUUAUACUGUUUU